Messenger RNA from Caenorhabditis bovis, 1806 nucleotides. The record is from the annotation of a GenBank genome assembly. NCBI's taxonomy places the organism in Eukaryota, Metazoa, Nematoda, Chromadorea, Rhabditida, Rhabditidae.
AUGUAUUUUGCACGAAAAAAAUUACAACUACUACGACUAUGGCGACAAAAAGAAUGCCGCCUAUUAACAUACCUAGGUGUUGCGGUUUUAAUAUUGGUUGGAGUGUUCUACAUGAAGUCUGAUAAGGAAUUCUCCUCUCUUGAUUUCAACAGUGGAGCUAUGAAGUUUGAUGAAAUCGAUAAUAUGAUGAAUAAAGAACUGCCUGGUGGUCCUGAUCCGAAUACAAUUUUUACCGAAGACGCGUUAGGAAAUUAUGAGCCAAAAACCCCUGAAAUUCCUUCUGAUCAGCCAGGCGAAGGAGGUAUGCCGGUUCGAAUUUCUGAUCAGGAGGGUUUGGCAUCUUCUCGCAACGCAGAAAGAGAAUACGGAUUCAACACAUAUGUUUCCGAUAUGAUUUCCCUGAAUCGCACAAUUCCUGACAUUCGUCCCAAAGAAUGCAAACACUGGAACUAUCCUGAAAAACUUCCCACAGUUAGUGUUGUCAUCGUAUUCCACAACGAAGGAUGGACCCCACUAUUGCGUACAGUGCACUCUGUUCUUCUGCGUUCUCCGCCAGAACUUAUCAAAGAAGUAGUAAUGGUUGAUGAUUAUUCGGACAAAUCUCAUUUGAAAGAAAAACUGGAAAAGUAUGUCGCUCAGUUCAACGGUAAGGUCAUUAUUGUUCGAGCGGAACAGCGUGAAGGCUUGAUUCGGGCUAGAUCUAUUGGUGCGAAACACUCAACGGGUGAUGUCGUGCUCUUCCUCGACGCGCACUGCGAGGUCAACACUAAUUGGCUUCCGCCACUUCUAGCACCAAUCAAAUAUAAUCGAAAAGUGAUGACAGUUCCAGUCAUUGAUGGAAUUGAUUCCAACACAUGGGAAUAUCGCAGUGUAUACGGAAGCCCGAAUGCGCACCAUAGUGGAAUAUUCGAAUGGGGAUUACUCUACAAAGAAACGCAAAUUACCGAGCGCGAGACUGCCAACCGUAAACACAAUAGCCAGCCAUUCAGAUCUCCGACACACGCUGGUGGUCUGUUCGCCAUUGAUCGAUUAUGGUUCAAAGAGCUUGGCUAUUAUGACGAAGGACUGCAAAUUUGGGGAGGAGAGCAAUAUGAGCUUAGUUUUAAGAUCUGGCAAUGCGGUGGUGGAAUUCUGUUUGUUCCGUGCUCGCAUGUCGGUCAUGUAUAUAGAUCUCACAUGCCAUACACAUUCGGAAAACUUUCGGGAAAACCAGUUAUUUCAACGAAUAUGAUGCGCGUUGUGAAAACUUGGAUGGACGAGUAUGCUCAGUACUAUCUAAUUCGCGAACCACAAGCGGCGCACAUCAGCCCUGGCGACAUUAGCCAACAAUUGGCACUUCGAGACAAAUUACAAUGCAAAUCAUUUAAAUGGUACAUGGAGAAUGUGGCCUAUGAUGUUCUUAAGAGCUAUCCACUUUUGCCACCGAACCGUGUUUGGGGAGAAGCAAGAAACCCAACGACAGGGCAAUGCCUUGAUAGAAUGGGUGGCAUUCCAGGGCCGCUGGGCUCAUCAGGCUGUCAUGGAUUCGGAGGAAAUCAACUCCUUCGGAUCAACGUCAACGGGCAAAUGGCGCAGGGUGAGUGGUGUUUGACAGCGAGUGGAAACAAAAUCACAGCGAAUCAUUGCACCAAAGGAACUGUAAACGGAAACUGGAAAUAUGAUGAGGUCACGAAACACAUUGUGCAUUUGAUAAAGAAGCAAUGCAUCACAAUUAACGGAAGUGGACAAGAAGUUUUCUUGUCGCCGUGUAGCGCGGACAACGAGCUUCAGGAAUUCGUUUGGAAGGAGAUUUACCAAUCGGAUUAA